GUCCCAAUUUUAAAAUCCUAUUUUGAUUGUUGUACCUUGUUGUUUGGGAUUGGAUUCCCCCAAAUAUUGUUUAAGAGGCAAUGCGUUGAAUAUAUAGGAUCCACAAAAAUAUUUCAAAAAUAAAAGAAAGAGAAGUUUCAUUAUUCCCAAUACAAAUUAGUACGUAAAAUUUCCCCACUAGUCACGUACCUCAAGAAAGCAUUCAAAAGGGACUCUCACGGUCACCCCCCACCAAAAGAAAAGAAAGAAGGAAAUUCGAGAGGGAGAGAGCAGAAGGCGCAAGCCGGGGACAUUCCCCACAUAUUACGUACGAUUAGCACACGAAGCGUCUCACAACAACGUUUUAAAGAGACCCAAACGCAAGAGGCAGCGGGACAGCCACGCAAACACAGCACAGCUUCCUUUCAAAAUUUGUUCCUUUUUUUGAACUAGGGUUAGCUUUUACGAAUUCGCACCCAUGGCUACACCGAUACCAAAUCCACCGCCAGAGACGCUAUCGGAGCAAAGCGAUCCCAAGCCAGCGUUGAGGAAGCCCGAAUUCAAGAAGGUCGAUCAGUUGAAGCCCGGUACUGGCGGACACACUCUCACCGUCAAGGUCCUCGCCUCCAACACCGUCUUGGCGAAGGGCCGGUCCGUCUCUCAGCAUCUUCGCCAGACCCGUAUCGCCGAGUGCCUCGUUGGAGACGAGACGGGCGCGAUCAUCUUCACCGCCCGCAACGAGCAAGUGGAUCUGAUGCAGCCUGGCGCAACAAUUAUUAUCCGUAAUGCAAAGAUUGACAUGUUUAAGGGAUCUAUGAGGCUAGCAGUAGACAAAUGGGGUCGGGUUGAGGUCACCGAGCCUGCAAAUUUCACUGUCAAGGAGGAUAACAAUCUAUCUCUAAUUGAAUAUGAGCUGGUGAAUGUUGUGGAGGAAUGACUGGGAUCUUUUGGCAGAUAAUAUAUUGAGAUAAGAGUAGGGGCAGAGUUUUCAAGGUUGUGAUUAUCUGUUCUAAUUUCUGGUAAAUGUGGUUGGAACUGGUGUUCUUGUUUUCUAAAAUAUGACUACCAUGACAAGGCUUUGUUAGGUAUUGGCAGGGACAGCUCAGUCCUUGCCUAAUCUAGAAAUAUGAACAACUUCAACGCUUUUGGUCAGGCUUUUAACGCUUUUGUUUAGGCUUCAA
This is a messenger RNA of Carya illinoinensis, 1160 nucleotides long. RefSeq lists its product as uncharacterized. NCBI's taxonomy places the organism in Eukaryota, Viridiplantae, Streptophyta, Magnoliopsida, Fagales, Juglandaceae. The coding region runs from base 458 to 916 and encodes 152 amino acids. The transcript has 2 exons. The record is from RefSeq and is a predicted model, not a curated record.